AUGGAGAACAUUUUCGAUAGUGGGAGACGUGACUACGUUCCAGAUGAAGCUGUCCUCGAAGAUGAACAGUUAUCUGAAGAAGAGUACACUUAUACCAACAACCCUGACACGGGACGAGAGUACACUACGCAGGAUAAUAACGAUGCGAUCAAGGGAAAGAGGCACCAACGCACGCAGUCGCUCGAAGCCUUAGCGAACCCUCCAGAGUCGAAAAGACCAAGUCGAUACCCCACCAUGGCUGAGAUGUCUGCGACAGCGCAUGACAGUCCCGACGUUGAGACGGCCUACAUCGUGGAUUCAGUGGGAGAAAUGCCGACAACGCUCAAGUCAGCAAUGGAAUCCAGCGAUGCAGUCCACUGGAAAGAGGCAUGCGAUUCUGAAAUAACUUCACUUCGCCAGAAUGCGACCUGGGAGCUUGUACCGCUACCAAAGGGGCGCAAGGCAAUCGGCAAUCGAUGGGUUUUUCGGGUCAAGGAAACCAAGGAUGGGACAAUCGAGCGGUUCAAAGCGCGUUUGGUGGCCAAAGGUUUUCUGCAGAAACAUGGCAUCGACUAUGAAGAAACUUUUUCUCCGGUGGCCAAGUUUACGUCAAUCAGGAUCUUACUCAGCUUGGCGGCAAAGCACAAUCUGAUGCUUCACCAGAUGGAUGUCAAGACAGCCUUCCUGAACGGAAACCUAGAUGAAGACAUCUACAUGACACAACCGGAUGGCUAA
Molecule: messenger RNA, 714 nt
Organism: Peronospora matthiolae
Lineage: Eukaryota; Oomycota; Peronosporomycetes; Peronosporales; Peronosporaceae
Source: the annotation of a GenBank genome assembly